AUGGAAUUACAUGGAAAAGAAUUGAUUGAUAGAUUAAAUAAUGAUUAUGGUGGAUUAAAUGGUCUGAUACAAAAAUUAAAAACAGAUCGAAAGAAUGGAUUACAAUCAGAUAAUGAAGCUGACUUGGAACAAAAACGAAAUGCAUAUGGACAGAAUGAAAUACCACUAAAACCAAUAAGUUUUUCAAGGUUAUGUUGGGAAGCAGUGAAUAAUUUAAGUUUUUUUACAGUGUUCAAUGACUGGAGAAAAGAAAAACAAUUUCUUAGUUUACAAAACGAAAAUUGA
Molecule: messenger RNA, 285 nt
Organism: Didymodactylos carnosus
Lineage: Eukaryota; Metazoa; Rotifera; Eurotatoria; Philodinida; Philodinidae
Source: the annotation of a GenBank genome assembly